GAGGGAGUGAAUCUUCUGCCCUGUUCUCGAAGCUAGGCAGCUCUUUUUUCGGAGCCACCGGCUCACCCCAAAAAGUUGUAACCAACAUCCGUGGAUUCCUGUCGAAUCGGCUAACUGGAGUUUCCAUCCCUGAUACAGGUUGCCAUCUUGGACGCGACUGAAGGCGCACGUGCUAGAAGCGAGACAGACGGGCUGACAGGCAGACACUUACAGAGAGAGAGAAAGACAGACAAACACACUAUUGUCAGGAUAGUGCGGUUCGAUCAUUGCUGCAAAAAACCCAAGCCCAAAAGUGAAGGGAUAACAGCCUGUCGGUAGCUUAACCCCACAUGGUCGCCGCUUCAUCAUCCGCAUCGAAGCUGUCAUCAUCAUCCGCGCCAGCAACAACUCCAACAGCAACCGUGACAACAACGGGCCCAGCUCUAAAGAUGCUGCGUUUAGAAAGGUACAUCGACUUGACACGAAAAAGCGCUGUCGGCUUUACUGGUUAGAGGUCAGACCCGAUCAAGGUCCUUCGCGCGCGCUAGGAAAAGAUCCCAAUUCGCCGAUUGUGUGCGACUGCUGGUACUAGACUGUAAGCUAUCGUGUAAAAAACUAGAGCGUCACCCCAGCAGCAACCAUGGCACCACUACCGGUCAUAAAUCUCGAACCGAGCGAGUUGAAGGAAAUCUUCUGGACGAAAGUGAAAGAACCCACGUCGCAGCGGAUGCUGAUUCUCGUGAUCGUCUCCAUUGCGCUGCUGCUCGAUAAUAUGCUGUAUAUGGUGAUCGUACCCAUCAUUCCCGAUUACUUGCGAUACAUAGGAACGUGGGGUCCAGAAGAAGUGUACAAUGCGAGUGCCCCAACGACGGUUUUUACACCGCACACGCACUCCCAUCAUGGCCAAGAUUCGGCGACCGGAGUACUGUUCGCCUCGAAAGCUAUCGUUCAAUUAAUGGUGAAUCCGUUCUCUGGAGCAUUGAUCGAUCGAAUCGGUUACGAUAUUCCGAUGAUGAUCGGGUUGAUCAUCAUGUUCUUCUCAACAAUGGUAUUCGCGUGCGGGGGUAGCUAUAGUACACUGUUCUUCGCAAGAUCGCUGCAAGGUGUUGGAUCUGCUUUUGCGGAUACAGCCGGUUUGGCUAUGAUAGCAGAUCGAUUCACAGAGGAAGCAGAACGAUCCAAGGCUCUCGGAAUCGCUUUGGCGUUCAUCAGCUUCGGUUGUCUGGUUGCUCCUCCGUUCGGGGGUGCGCUGUAUCAAUUCGCCGGUAAGGAGAUGCCCUUCGUGAUUCUCGCACUAAUAUCGCUAUUGGAUGGUUUUAUGUUACUGCUGGUGAUGAAACCGAUUAAAGAAACACUUGCCGAUAGACAUGAAGUUAAACAGGAAACUGUGCCGAUUUGGCGACUACUGCUCGAUCCGUAUAUCGCUGUCUGCGCUGGAGCACUUACGAUGUCGAACGUAGCGCUGGCGUUCCUCGAACCGACAAUUUCUCUCUGGAUGGAAGAUAAUCUAACGACUGACAACUGGAAAAUCGGCAUGGUGUGGCUUCCGGCAUUCUUUCCUCAUGUUUUUGGUGUGGUCAUUACAGUAAAGAUGGCACGGUUAUAUCCCGAAAAGCAAUGGCUAAUGGCAGCCUGCGGACUCGCAUUGGAAGGUCUUUGCUGUUUCAUAAUCCCUUUCAGCAGCUCCUACAUCGUACUAAUGGUUCCGAUCUGUGGAAUUUGCUUCGGAAUCGCCCUCAUCGAUACAGCACUGCUUCCAACGCUCGGCUACCUGGUAGACGUACGGUACGUUUCUGUCUACGGUAGUAUAUAUGCAAUUGCGGACAUUUCCUACUCGAUAGCGUACGCCGUAGGGCCAAUCAUUGCCGGAGGGGUUGUCGAAGCGAUUGGAUUUACCGCCCUCAACUUCGGUAUCGCCUUCUCCAAUCUGCUGUACGCACCGGUUCUGAUGUAUCUGCGUAAUAUUUACGACUUCAAACACUUUGAAAACGAAGCAAAUAUUCUGAUGGGUGAUCCUCCGACCAAAGAGUAUCAAACAUAUACAAUGCACGAUCAGCAAGCAGUCGGAAUGGAACAGAAAAACCACCUGGAAUACGGCAGCGGUUACCAGCAACAACAGCAAGAAACUAACAUCGAUCAGGGUGGAUACUCGCAGAAUGGAAGCUAUGACCAGUACCAAAGUCAGGGUGGAUAUCAAAAUUAUCAACCCGGUUAUCAGGAACAGGGCGGUGUCUACCAGCAGCAGCAACAUCAGCAACAACAACAACCGCCAAGACAUCUUCCACAGCAACCGGUGGCCAAUCCGUUCCGACAGCAGGAACAACAACAACAACAGCCACCAGCUCCAACUCAACCACGGAUCUCGAAUCCUUUUAGGCAAGGUUUUUAAAUUGUUCAUGUUUCAACGAUUAUUGUUUUCAUGUGUUUCUAUAGUAAAGAAUGUGGAACAAAGUAAGAGAAUGUGAGAGUGAGAGCAAUAGUGUAGGCAGAAAGUUCAAAACUGGGAUGACGGUGUGUGUUGACAGUUAUCGGGUUAGAAAAUAUGUGCAUAAACCACUUGUUGAGUGUAGUCUAGUCGCUAGGUGUUGAGAAUCCAAUUCUGUACAAGCUUCUGCUGCAGCAUAACUGUAACGUUCGUGGGCGGAUACUAGGUAAGGCGUAUAUAAGAGGUAUAGACGAAACUAUUUUAGGCUAUGUUAGGAAGGAUUUUAGCGUAUAAGAACGCGGUAAGAAGCUACACUAGAUGAACGCUCGGCCGGACCUGCAUCAAUAUCGUAGACAUAUCAAAAUGCACGUUCAAACACUCCCCUCGCGAGUGACAGGGAUGACAAGUCAGAAUUUUCUGGAACGUGUACUUUCAGUUUUUGAACAACUUUGUUUGAUGGCGUUCCGCGGAUGGAUCGUAGCAGGCUGGUUUGCCAGCCGCUGCGCUAUCAACCGUUCGGAGCGUUAUCCACUUAGCGUAACAUAAGACACAACCAAGGUAACGAUACAUAUCAGAGCUUAUGCUCGCCUGAUCUUACCAAAGUGAUAUUAUAUGAAAAUUACUACUUUUAGACCAUAGGAACACUCUAAACAUAUAAAUAUAUACUAAGCGACUGGUCCGCACUGGCCGUGCUCUAUUUAUCGGAGACGGUCAACCAGGGGCUGACCAAUAUCAUCUACAUCAGUUUUACGUAGCACGUAAGCAUAGGUUCAGUAACGAAUAUCGCAGGAAACGAGGCAAAUUAAUUAGCAUGUAAAUUUCGUUGACACUGUACAACUCGAAACUUUGUGUAAAUUAUUCCUUCUUCGGUUCAACAACAAGUGUGAAACAAAGGAAAACGAUCUCUAAUGAUAUCAAUUAAAAUAGUUAAAAGCAAGUGAAGGAUGUGCUUGUAACUCCAACAGGCACAUGUUUUCGAACAUUAUUAUACAGAAGUAUUGUCAUAUUCACAUUAUACAUAUAUACAUAGCUAAACAGAAGAUGUAUUUAUUAAGACACAGAUGCCGCAUUCUACAAAAGUAUCGCAGUCAUAUCAAUUCUACACCGAACAGGAAAAAAAACAAAUUAUGAAAAUGACCUUAAAAUGAUAAGUUGAAGACUGGUAAAAUUUAUGUUGCUCGAGCGUAGAGGAGCAGAAGAGUAGUUGGCUUCGGCAGUAAAAGAACAGCUUAUGUUAAUAUGAAAAAAAUACCUGUAUCAAAGCUUUGUGUCCAUACAUUUGAUUUCUGUAAAUAUGUAGCAGCACGAGCUCAAAUAGUCCGUGCCCCCCUUUGAAGGGACUUCAAUUGUAAAUUGCACAAUAUGUGCGAUGCAUUCGCUGUACCCGUUCCGAAACUCGAUGUAGUCGAAACAAUUACCGAUCCGCUGGAAUCAAAAGCCAGAAAGUGUGAUCUUUGCAAUGUAGCUGUAUGUAAUAAUGUUUUUCGCAACUUAAAUCGUAGUGCCAUUAGGAUAGGGAUAUCGAAAUUUUGUUCCUUCAAAAUACCUUUUGUUAACUUGAAUUAUUAGCGAUGUUGCAUAAAGUGGUAGUUGUAAAAACGGGUUUACCCCAUUAGGCAUACGGUGGUUUGGUAUACGUACGUUGGGCAUAAUGGACAUUAGGUAUAAAAAUGUUAGGCCUAAUGGACACGAGGCAUAAUAAACAUUAGGCAUAAUUGACAUAAGGCAUAAUGGACGGUUGGCAUAAUGAACGUUAUGCAUAAAUGCAUUUUUGUGGUGAUGGCCUUGGGCGAGAAGAACAUGAAUGUUUGAACUUUUUUUGGAUGUUGAAAAAUUAUACGGGAAAUUGAUCAAACUCGAUGACCAUUUUAUUCUGCUAUAUAUACUUUUGAAAUUUUGCUCAAAUAAAAGAAUCAAACCGAAUACUUGGUAUGCAAAAUCUCAGCUUGGGUUAAUUUCUCGACGUACACCCGAUAAAUUGUACAUGACUAAAAUAAUUUCACCAGUCUUGCUAAAAAUAAAACCUAUUUGUAUUAUGGUAUGAAUAACGCACAUUAACUCAGAUAAGUUCUUUCACACAUGCAUUGUGCAAUCGUCGAAACAAUAUGCCUUGAAGAACAGCUCAUGAAACAACGAAUGAUUCAUUUGAUUAUUAAUUAAACAAAUAUACGAAUAUUACUGCUUCUAUAAUAAUUUUCUCCCAUAUUAAACAGUUAAAUGAUUAUAUACUUAAGGCCAUCAAAGAUAGAACUACGGAAACUGUCUUAUACGAAGAAGAUUUUCUUCGUGUACUGUGACGAGUUACCGGAACCAAAAAAAUAUCGUUACAAAUGUAACAUUCGUACACACUCAAUUCGGUUCGGCAACUUCCCAACUGUCGUGUAGUCAGCAAAUUUAGAAACUGAUAUCUCAGUAAAGUGAGAUUUUUUUGUUGACUUUUUGUGAAAUAUUUUCCGAAUCUCAGCUAAGAAACGUCACUGAGAUCUCAGCAAAAAAAUUGUUUACUGAAAUCUCAGCUGUUGAGAUUUCGGCAAAAGAUGCGAAAAAGAUGAGAUUCGCCAGAAAAAAUAAGUGUGUAACCUAGUGCUGAUACUGUACAUAAUACUGCAAUGUGGUGAUUUGCGGCAAAACUACAAUUAGUCAUGCGACACCUAUGAUUCAGCUCAUGAACUGGCAAAGUGAUACAGUUUGUAUUUUUUCACUCGUAAGUGAGUCGUAGCUUCCAACAAAAACUUCAUUUUCUUCUAUGAAGAAUUUUUUUUUUAUUAGGGUAAAAGGACCCACCGGGGCAAAAUGCCCCUCUUCAAUUCCCAAGACUCCUGAAUCAUCUAAAAAGUAAAAAUGACUGAUAACAGUAUCGUUUCAUGAAAUCGACGUACUAAGUUAGUUUGGCAUUUUUAAUAUGUUGCAAAACAACAAUAUACACAAAAUUUUCAAAAGAGCUACUUUGAUGUAAGCUCCCACUUUUUCCAAUAGCAUUGCAACCAAUUAGAAACAGUCGGAUUUGAUAGAACAAUUUCAAGUAAGUGUUGUGGGGCAUAAGGGAAAGAGGGUAACAGUGGAACUAUGAAAACGUAUUGUUUUCAUAGUUCCACUGUUACCCUCUUUCCCCUACUCACCGAUUGCUGUGGGGCAUACCAUCCUCUUGUUGUGGGACAUAUUACACUUUAACCGGGGCAUUUUGCCUUGGGCGAAAGAAAAAAACUAGAAUUUAGGCAUCUUUGAAAAAUGUUCAAUAAUACUUUUAUCAGGAUGUUUUUAAUAAAAAAUGAAACGGGUGAACAAUAGGUUCCAAAACAUAGUGUUUGUUCGUUAUUUUGCUUUAUUUUUGGAUACAUUUGGAUUAGUAAUACAUCUAAUAGGCUUGAAAUGUGCAUAAACAAAAACUGUUAACUUAAAUGAAAAAAACAUCCAGUAUAUCCACGGCAAAAUCGAAAAGAAAUUCUACAUAUGUGAGGGAUUAAUAUAUCGCAUUAUAUUUUCCAUUUUGCUGUCUCUUGUUAAAGUGGUAGUAAGGUAUGGUACAGCAAACAUUUCAGGCCGAAAAAAAACGAGUUUACCUUUAUAUUGUUGUGAAUUAUGCCAAUCUUCCAUUAUGCCUAAAGUAUAUUAUACCCACUAUCCAUUAUGCCGAA
Molecule: messenger RNA, 6039 nt
Organism: Topomyia yanbarensis
Lineage: Eukaryota; Metazoa; Arthropoda; Insecta; Diptera; Culicidae
Gene: VAChT
Product: vesicular acetylcholine transporter
Exons: 2
Coding region: 620-2368 (582 amino acids)
Biological process (GO): chemical synaptic transmission; transmembrane transport; xenobiotic transport
Cellular component (GO): AP-2 adaptor complex; AP-1 adaptor complex; membrane
Molecular function (GO): xenobiotic transmembrane transporter activity; acetylcholine transmembrane transporter activity
Source: RefSeq, a predicted model, not a curated record